Batrachochytrium dendrobatidis JAM81 is the source of this 3297-nucleotide messenger RNA. RefSeq lists its product as uncharacterized. Bases 281 to 2890 code for a protein of 869 amino acids. Lineage: Eukaryota; Fungi; Chytridiomycota; Chytridiomycetes; Rhizophydiales. Gene Ontology annotation, molecular function: mRNA 3'-UTR binding. The record is from RefSeq and is a predicted model, not a curated record. The transcript is spliced from 7 exons. Gene Ontology annotation, biological process: nuclear-transcribed mRNA catabolic process, deadenylation-dependent decay. Gene Ontology annotation, cellular component: cytoplasm.
UAUUUCCGUUUUUCUCCACAUUGUUUUUUGCUACGAUUUACUCAAAACGCACUUUUAAAUAGUAUCCCAUCUAGUAGUUACUUUUACUGGUGUUACUGCCUUUGCUUUCCUUCUUAUUGCCUACAUUAUCCAAGGCUGUCUGCCUGGAAUACACCUAUACAUCCGAACAGCUUUCCGCAACUCUGCUCUCAGCAGCUAUUUUCCUCGCCUUAUAUCCUUACGCAUUCAUAUACAAGUAGUCCUUUUCUUUACAAGACGCUAAACAUUUAUUUCUACUAAAAUGGACAACCACCACAACGUGCAUCAGCCCAAGGCCAAGAGCCAGCAGCCGCAGGGAGAGCUUGCCGCUCUUCUUCAGCCUCAUGGUGCAUGGGAGUCUGAGGUUUACUCAAUGCCCAGCAAGGAUAUUAACCGCUCGAGUAGUGCUCCACCCACCCAGCUUAUGAUGUCUGAAUUCGCAAAGGGUGGAUAUGCAGAGGAACUUGGAUCCAAAUUUGAUCAGGUAUACCCGCCCUAUCAACAGCAAUCUCGGCAGCAGCAUAGUCAACAGCAAAACACUCAGCAGCAGGGACAGCAACAGAACCAGGGAUUUGAUUUUGAACAGCAGAUGUAUCUGCCCAACCAAUCAUGGCAUAUGUGGGCUCCCCUAUCUUCUGGCACUAAACCUCGACGAUUCGAUAUUGCCUCGCCCAUGACUCCACAGCCUCGCCCUACUGAUCAUUUUGGAUUUUCCAAUCAACAGGAUGAAUCUUCUCCAACAUACUUUUCUCAGCGUCCUUCGGGUGCAUCCCGUAUUCAAACAUCUUCACCUUGGUCAAAGACUGAUGUUCCUUCGCCGAUCGGCAUGCGAUCAGGUGGUUUAAUGGAUCAUUCAAACUCAUCCAAGGGACCAGCUAACAUGGUUCGACGUCGCAACUUUGAUAUCCAAGAUGACUAUUCGCGGUCAUUGUCUCCAGGAUAUGCCCACCGUCAGCAGGCAGGAGGCGAUAUGGCCUUUCAAGACCUUAUGUAUGAUCAUAAGAGUGAUCAGGAUGGGGGUGAUGCUGAGCAGCAUAUUGCUACCGUUCUUAGCGUUGCAUUGGAUGGUGGGCGAGAGGAUGGUUUGAUGAACCCAAUUCCUCGUGCAGCAUCUACUCCACCCGGACGCUUGUUUGGAAAUGCUGCACGUAACCUAGAGCCUCCCGGGCUAUCUGGCGGUUCAGACCAAAUCCCACCUGAAGUUUUGCAUUCUAUGCGGAAUAUGAACAUUACUGAAGAUGAGUUUAAAGGAUAUCAUCCAUCAGGUGGAAAGCCAACCAAAAUCGGUACGUUGCGCGGCGAGAAAUACUACGAUAGUCCCCAUAGCGCUACUAAUGUGAAUAACACAAAUUUGGGCUAUGGUGCACCUUCUCAAAGAGAACUUGAUAUGCUAGCAGCAUAUGAGCUUCAACAACGUGCCUCUAGGGGAGGUAUGUUUGAUUCGGGAACUAUUUUUGUCCCUAACCGACCUGCCAGUGCGCAAGGCCGAUUUGUUGCUACAAAUGGACGGGUUGCUGGAGCUCCUCCCGGUUUCGAUUAUAAACCUAAUGAAGGCUACAUGUCUCCGACUGUGAUCCAGGCACUGGCAGCCCUUUCCACAGCCGGAAAUCUUUCAGCUCAGCAGAUUCAACAGAUUCAAAUGCAAAUGGCUCUUAAUUCUGGCCAAGGUGCGACAAGUCCCGUUGGUAAUGGAAGUUCACGUGAUGCGAAACAAAAGCCACGACGUGAUUUUUCAUCCCCAACUAAUGGCAGCUUUUCGGGCUCUGUUAGUGGUACUCGUCGCGAAGGGCGUAGUGAAAUGUCUAGUCCGACUAUGGAUUCUGCUACUGUGAGGUCGGCUUUGUUGGAGGAAUUUCGAAAUGCCAAAAACAAAAAGUUUGAACUUGGUGAUAUUGUUGGCAGCAUUGUCGAGUUUUCUGGAGACCAGCAUGGAUCUCGAUUUAUUCAGCAAAAACUGGAAACAUGCACUAAUGACGAGAAACAGCUGGUCUUUGAUGAGAUUAUGCCCAAUGCAUUGCAACUCAUGACAGAUGUUUUUGGAAACUAUGUUAUUCAAAAGAUUUUUGAAUACGGUAGUGCUGCUCAAAAACAGAUUCUUGCAGAACUUAUGGAAGGAAGUGUAUUGGAACUUUCUUUACAGAUGUACGGAUGUCGCGUAGUUCAAAAGGCAUUUGAGCAUGUUCCGAUUGAGCAGCAGGCUCGGUUGAUUCAUGAGCUAGAUGGAAAUGUACUCAAAUGUGUUAAAGAUCAAAAUGGCAAUCACGUUAUCCAAAAGGCAAUUGAGCGAGUUUCUGCUGAACAUAUAAAGUUUAUUAUCGAUGCAUUUCAUGGGCAAGUGUACGCUUUGGCGACUCAUCCCUAUGGCUGUCGUGUUAUUCAGCGCAUAUUUGAACACUGUAGCGAGGAGGAAACCCAGCCUCUUCUCGGAGAAUUGCAUCGCUAUGCAAUCAGUCUUAUUCAAGACCAGUAUGGCAACUAUGUUAUUCAGCAUAUUCUUGAGCGUGGUCGUCCUUCCGAUAAACUUUUUGUAAUCAACAAAGUAAAGGGUCAGAUUCUUACAAUGUCCAAGCACAAAUUUGCCUCGAACGUGGUAGAAAAAUGUGUUGCUUUUGGCUCCCCUGCAGAUCGCCAAGAUAUUAUUGACGAGGUCGCAACUACAAAGUCGGACGGCACCACUGCGUUGUUUACAAUGAUGAAAGAUCAAUUUGCAAACUAUGUAGUUCAAAAGAUGCUUGAUGUUGCCAGCGAACCUCAGAAAGUUAUGUUGGUCACAAAAAUUAAACCUCAACUCCCCUCGCUUAAAAAGUUUACAUAUGGAAAGCAUUUGAUUAGCAAGGUGGAGAAGUUGAUAAUUCAAUACAACAUCGAAUAGAUGGUCUGGUUAAGAUUUGGCCUUCUACAACUUUUGCCUUGUUUGUAAAAUGCUGAGGGCAAUAGUUGCUUGUCUGGUUGAUUGCUUCUGUUUCUCACUACUUGUCAACUUUUUUCUGAUUCUGUCUUUGCCAUUCUGGUUUAUAGUUCCCCCCUUAUUUUCUACGUCCUCUGGUCUUUUCGACCUUUUUGUUGGCCUCAUUCCUACUAGCUCUUAUAACGAGAAAAUGCUGUUUGUUGCCAACUCGUUUAUCUCACGUUUGCGCUGCAUAGCUUCAGUUUUCCACCAAAAGAAUUUAUCAAAUCUCUUUUGCUUGAUAUUGGGUCCACUUUUUUCGGCACUCAGCUUGGAGGAGAUGCUGGAUUGUAUGCAAAAAUAAAAACAAAUAGCCGAAAAUAUUGUCAUCU